AUGGAAACGACCCUCGCUGUUCUCGACGUCCGUGAAAAGGAAACAGGAAAUCAGGUCCGUCCUCCGGCGUUUCCAACACCCAAACCAAACGGGUUUCCCGAGCAUAAGAAACGGACGAGGGUUUCGGCAUUUAAAAAGCAAAAACAAAAAGAGCAGUCGGGCGCAACAUCGAACUCUAGUCUUAGUACCUCGCAGUCUUCAUUACCAUCAGGAAGCCAAACUGAAGAUGGGCCAAGCAACGACCAAGACAGGCCGCACUUUGAUUCGGAGCGGAGGAGGAUAGACAAGGAGAACAGGGAGCGGCUGGCGGCAAUGUCAGCAGAAGACAUAGCGGAAGCUCAGAAUGAGAUUCUGCAGCUCGAUCCUUCUUUGAUUCAGAUGCUGUUGCGUAGGGCAAAUCUCGACGAGAAGCCCGCUGGUCCGGAUCCUUUUGCUGUCGACAACUCCGCCGAAACCGCGCCAAGUAAAUCGGAUGUCACUGACCAAGUGCCGCCCCCGUUAAAAUCUACCUCAAGUAGUAAAACAGAAGACGAAAGCAAGGCCGAUACAAGAGAAUCAAGAACAGAAAACGAGGCGCCUGCACCCAAGAAAAAAACAGUCUCUUUCGCACCGACAGUGGAGGAUGAUGAGCCCGAUGCAGAACCUACACUUCGGCCAGAAAUACCGGACCAGGCUCUUCCAACAAACACAACACAUUUUCCACACCCCGCGAAUCCCCCCGACCUCGACCCAGCCGAUCCCAAUUUUCUCGAAACCCUACACUCAAAAUACUUCCCCAACCUCCCCGCCGAUCCAGCCCGGCUCGCCUGGAUGGCGCCCUUGCCGACCGAGGACUCCCCUGCGGACCGCGAGUCGCCAUACUACCCGGGGCAGACGUCUCUGGCCGUGUCACAGCUGCGGUUCGACUUUCAGGGCCGCCUGCUGCCGCCCCGCAUCAGCCGCAAGAUCCCCGUGUCCCUGGGCCUGCACCACCACGGCGAGGCGCCCGAGGCCGCUGGCUACACCGUGGGAGAGCUGGCGCGGCUGGCACGGAGCGCCGUCCCCGCUCAGCGGUGCAUCGCCUUCCAGACCCUCGGGAGGAUCCUCUUUCGGCUCGGCAAGGGCGAGUGGGGCGUCGGCGAGGGCACCAUGGGCAUGGGCAUCUUUCGUUGCGUGAGCGAGGGCAGGGUCCUCGACUCUCUAAAGGAGGCCGCUGCUGUCGAGGAGGGAGUUGGUCAUCGCAGUAGUAGGGCCUAUGCUAUUGAGGCGCUUUGGCUCUAUGAAAAGGGCGGCUGGACCAAGUCUUUCAAGGGACGCUGA
This is a messenger RNA of Pyricularia pennisetigena, 1299 nucleotides long. RefSeq lists its product as uncharacterized. The coding region runs from base 1 to 1299 and encodes 432 amino acids. Gene Ontology annotation, biological process: transcription by RNA polymerase II. Gene Ontology annotation, cellular component: nucleus. The record is from RefSeq and is a predicted model, not a curated record. The transcript has a single exon. NCBI's taxonomy places the organism in Eukaryota, Fungi, Ascomycota, Sordariomycetes, Magnaporthales, Pyriculariaceae.